Molecule: messenger RNA, 480 nt
Organism: Entrophospora sp. SA101
Lineage: Eukaryota; Fungi; Glomeromycota; Glomeromycetes; Entrophosporales; Entrophosporaceae
Source: the annotation of a GenBank genome assembly
AUGCCAAUUUAUCAUUCACAAGUAAACUAUGGCAUAGAAUUUUUAAAUAAUAAUAAUAAUAAUAAUAACAAUCAAAUAAUUCCAAAUGAAGUUAUAAUGCAAUUAUAUGAUGAAUGUAAAAAUCUUCAAACAAAAAUAACACCAUAUCUUUCAUCUGUUAUUGAAAAGAAUUUACUUGAGAAACUUUUGAUUUUAAAUGAUAACUUAUCAACAACUUUACAAAAAUAUGAUGAAAUGUAUAACAAACACAAAGGAAAAUCUAUUACUGUUACUUUGUCAAAAGAACCCAAAGUUCCAGAGGCUCCAUCGGAUUCCAAUACAUCUUCCAAUGAUCAAGUUGAAUCUGCUGAUAGCAAUAAUUCCUCUACAAUUAGUCACACAAUACCCAUUUCUACGCCCAUUUCUCAAACAACUUUAUUACCAAAAACAACUUCUUCAACAGAGCCUUUUUCAAUUAUUGACUCAGAAGAUGAUGAAUGA